Molecule: messenger RNA, 663 nt
Organism: Branchiostoma belcheri (Belcher's lancelet)
Lineage: Eukaryota; Metazoa; Chordata; Leptocardii; Amphioxiformes; Branchiostomatidae
Exons: 2
Coding region: 223-657 (144 amino acids)
Source: RefSeq, a predicted model, not a curated record
GGUUCCCUGUCAUAAUUGGAAAUGGGUGUGGGUGCGGCUAUUUUGUGGGUAAUCUGAGUCAAAUCUCCUAGAAGAGGAAUUCUGGCCAAAGGCUACGUGCAGUCACUGCCACAUUCUUUACUUCACUAUCUGUGUAACCUUUGUGGAACUGUUAAAACGUCGCCAGGAGAAAAAGGUGUCUUUGUCAAGUCUAAAAGUGAAGAGUCUAGCUGUCGUUGCAAAAUGGCCAAGGUUUCUCCUCGAACAAAGAACGACAACAUAAACGAGUGGAAGGGGAUCAUCUCAGAGGUGGAAGCCCUGCAGAAGGAAAACACAGAGUUACGGGCACAGGUGCAAGAGUUGACCCGCCAAGUCAGAGAGGUGGUCGACAAGAAGGUGACCGAUGCUUUGGCUGACGAGGGCGCGGAGGUACCCGAUGAGGGCACGAAGGUGACCGAAGACGCUACGACGCUGCCCGACAACACCACGAAGGUGACCGACGACACUACAAAGCUGACCGAACCCGAGGACGAAAAAAAGCUCCAGGAGAAGCUGGAUAGGAUGACGGAAGAGAACAAACUCUUGAAGAUCAUAUUACAGGAGGGGUCUAACUUGGUAACAGACUUCAAGAAACUCCUGGAAGAGAACAAACGUCUUACGGAGAGCUUACAGCACUAAGAAAAG